AAAGCGCAAACAAGGCCAAUGGAUUACGCGCUUCGCGCCACCUAUGGACACCUACCUACGAAACUUCUUUGCUUCCCUUCAACCCUCAAAGCUACCCAACAUAAGUUCAACUUGAGCCAUUCUUUUCAUUUGCUUUACUGUGGUAGUGGAUUUACAUAUGUUCCGGCUACAAAGACGUUGAGUCCUGUAAUUCGUGCUGUCGAUAAAUCUGCAAGUCCUUCCUCAGAUGACAAGCGCGGUGGCAAAAUUCUUAGAGGAGCCGUUGGCGCGUCCUUGGUUUUGGCUUGUGCCAUUGGAGUCUUCAGUUGCAGUUGUAACUUGAAGCCUGAGGCCAUUGCGUGUCCUGGAGACACCAUGCCUUCAGAAUACUCAACACAAGUUUUAGGGGCGAAGUCUGCAAUAAGCUCAAUCUUGGAAGUCAGCAAAAACUUGAUCACUUCAAAUGAAAAGCCAUUGAAGAAUUACAAAUUGCCUGACAAGCCUUCGACAGCAGAUAUUCGGAACCUUAAGACUGAGGCAGUGAGGAUAAUAAAAUCUGGAAACACUAGCAAAGCAAUGGACUUGUUGGACAAGGCAUAUAAUUCCUGCAAAACAAAAAAAUUUGCAGAGCAAGCAAAUGAGGUGGAUAUGGCAAUAGCAGAAAUCCUGAUCAGUCAGGGAAAGUACGAGGAAGCUUUGAAAAGGGACUGCUUAAAAUCUGAGGUUCCAUUUUCGAAAUCCGAUACUCGGUUCUUUCUUUACAAGGCUAUUGUACAUGCAAUGCUGGAUAACAAUGAUGAAGCAGUGAAAUGGUGGAAGAAAUAUGUUGACACUGUUGGAAAUGGAAUUGACCCUAACAGCCCUCCAAUUGCUUUGCAACAGUUCCCUUCCAAUGAAGCAAUUGAAGUUUAUAAGAUCAAUGCAAUGAACAAUCUUCAAGUGUUGCUGGAUCAGCUCGCGCCUUAUGAUAAUCAACCAAUCUCUUCAACGCCAAUUUUCCCCCGUGAAGGACUCCGAAUGACAUGGACCUUGAAAGAACGCCGCCGGCCUUACUUCUUCGCUUCCGUCCGUGAUCAAAAGCAUCAAGCAAGGCCGAUGGAUUACGCGCUUUGCGCCACCUAUGGACACCUAUCUAUGAAACCUCUUUGCUUCCCUUCAACCCUCAGAACUACUACCAAACUUGAGUUCAACUUGAGCCAUUCUUCUCAUUUGCUUUACAGUGGAUUUACAAAACAUCUUCCGGCUACAAAGCCGGUCAUGAGUCCUGUAAUUCGUGCUGUCGAUAAAUCUGCAAGUCCUUCCUCAGAUGACAAGCUCGGUAGCAAAAUUCUUAGGGGAGCCGUUGGCGCGUCCUUGGUUUUGGCUUGUGCUAUUGGAGUCUUCAGUUACAGUCGUAACUUGAAGCCUAACGCCAUUGCGGGUCCUCCUACCUGGGGUUCAAAAGGCCCAACAGUUGAACCUAGAACACAAAUUUUAGGGGCGAGGUAUGCGCUAAACUCAUUCUUGGAAGUCAGCAGAAACUUUGCUUCAUCUGAAGCUCAGCCAUUGAAGGAAGCUACCACAUUGCCUGACAUGCCUUCAACAGCAGAUAUUCGGUACCUUAAGACUGAGGCGGUGAGGAUAAUAAAAUCUGGAGAAACUAAGAAAGCAAUGGACUUGUUGGAGGAGGCAUAUGAAAAAUGCAAAACAAAAGAUAUUGCUGAGCAAAAAUAUGAGGCGGAUAUAGCAAUAGUAGAAAUUCUCAUCAUUCAGGGCAAGUACAAGGACGCCUCGGAGAGGGACUGCAUAAAAUAUGAUGAACCAGUUUCGACAUCCGAUAGGACCGAUACUCGGCCCUAUCUUUACAAGGCUAUUGUACAUACAAUGCUGGGUAAGAAUAAUGAAGCAGAGAAAUGGUGGAAGAAAUAUAUUGGCACUGUUGGGUAAGGACUUGACGUCUCCUACCUACCUGACCCUUCAAUGUGAUUAAUCUUUCAAUUAUUGUAAUACCCAUUUUUUAAGCAUGAUUAACAUAAACUAUAUACCAGGCAGGCAAGUGUGAGUCUCAAAAGAUUUUGUGUUGAAACGUAUGUAAAAAUUUAAAUUUUAAAAAAAUUGUUUUAA
Messenger RNA from Tripterygium wilfordii, 2082 nucleotides. RefSeq lists its product as uncharacterized. Lineage: Eukaryota; Viridiplantae; Streptophyta; Magnoliopsida; Celastrales; Celastraceae. Gene Ontology annotation, molecular function: protein binding. The record is from RefSeq and is a predicted model, not a curated record. The coding region runs from base 19 to 1905 and encodes 628 amino acids. The transcript is spliced from 9 exons.